AUGCUAAAUGAAAAAAGUGCAGACGUCUCUGAAAAUUCCCGAGAUUACUACUUUUAUAUUUUUUACAAAAACCAGCCAAUUUUCAAUACUUGCUUAAAAAACAAUGAUCAGGAAAAAAAUAAAAUUGAUAAUAAAAAGUUAGGACGUGAAAAUAAAAAUGAGACUGAAAAAUUAUUACUAGGCUCAAUAUAUGCAAUAAAUUAUUUAUGCUUUAAUAUACAGCCAAAUAAAAAAUUAAAAAACUUAUAUAAGUUAAUGGAUAAUGGCACUAAAAAUAUUAACGUAAAUACAAAAACACAUGAACAAAAUAUAUUAAAUACCCAAAAUAAUUUACAUGUUGGAAAUUUCGAUUCUUUUAAUACCCCUUUAUACAAGUUGCAUUAUUUUGAGACACUCACAGCUUACAAGUUCGUUUUAAUCACUCAUAAAGAUAUGGCCAAUUUAUCAAACUUUUUAAAGGACAUUUACAAAACAAUAUUUCUUGAUUUCAUCAUUUUAAAUCCUCUAUAUCAAGUCGGAGACGAAAUACAAGACAAACUAUUUGAUGACAAAAUAAAAGAACGAAUACGAUCAUUAUUUCUUGUAUAA
Plasmodium yoelii is the source of this 588-nucleotide messenger RNA. RefSeq lists its product as uncharacterized. The coding region runs from base 1 to 588 and encodes 195 amino acids. The record is from RefSeq and is a predicted model, not a curated record. The transcript has 3 exons. NCBI's taxonomy places the organism in Eukaryota, Apicomplexa, Aconoidasida, Haemosporida, Plasmodiidae. Gene Ontology annotation, cellular component: TRAPP complex. Gene Ontology annotation, biological process: endoplasmic reticulum to Golgi vesicle-mediated transport.